Odobenus rosmarus divergens (Pacific walrus) is the source of this 4693-nucleotide messenger RNA. It is a transcript of the gene SRGAP2, whose product is annotated as SLIT-ROBO Rho GTPase activating protein 2. Gene Ontology annotation, molecular function: protein binding. Gene Ontology annotation, cellular component: cytoplasm. The coding region runs from base 86 to 3301 and encodes 1071 amino acids. Lineage: Eukaryota; Metazoa; Chordata; Mammalia; Carnivora; Odobenidae. Gene Ontology annotation, biological process: negative regulation of cell migration; signal transduction. The transcript is spliced from 22 exons. The record is from RefSeq and is a predicted model, not a curated record.
GUCUUGGAGGUAUUGAUUUCGGUGGUUGGAUUUUUCCCGUGGAUCUAUCAAUUCACAAUUUGAAUUUGGAAGAAAGAAGGAAAACAUGACGUCUCCGGCCAAAUUCAAAAAGGAUAAGGAGAUCAUAGCAGAGUACGAUACUCAGGUCAAAGAAAUCCGUGCCCAGCUCACAGAGCAGAUGAAAUGCUUGGACCAGCAGUGUGAGCUCCGGGUGCAGCUGCUGCAGGACCUGCAGGACUUCUUCCGGAAGAAGGCGGAGAUCGAGAUGGACUACUCCCGCAACCUGGAGAAGCUGGCCGAGCGCUUCCUGGCCAAGACGCGCAGCACCAAGGACCAGCAGUUCAAGAAGGAUCAGAAUGUUCUCUCUCCAGUCAACUGCUGGAAUCUCCUCUUAAACCAGGUGAAGCGGGAGAGCAGGGACCACACCACCCUGAGUGACAUCUACCUGAAUAAUAUCAUUCCUCGAUUUGUUCAAGUCAGCGAGGACUCAGGAAGACUCUUUAAAAAGAGUAAAGAAGUCGGCCAGCAGCUCCAAGAUGAUUUGAUGAAGGUCCUGAAUGAGCUCUACUCGGUCAUGAAGACCUAUCACAUGUACAAUGCCGACAGCAUCAGUGCUCAGAGCAAGCUAAAGGAGGCAGAGAAGCAGGAGGAGAAGCAAUUUGGAAAAUCGGUAAAGCAGGAAGACCGGCAGACCCCACGCUCCCCUGACUCCUCGUCCAAUGUCCGCAUUGAAGAGAAGCAUGUCCGGAGGAGCUCAGUGAAGAAGAUUGAGAAGAUGAAGGAGAAGCGCCAAGCCAAGUACACAGAGAAUAAGUUGAAGGCCAUUAAAGCCCGGAAUGAGUACUUACUGGCUCUGGAGGCAACCAAUGCAUCUGUCUUCAAGUACUACAUCCACGACCUGUCUGACCUUAUUGAUCAGUGUUGUGACUUAGGCUACCAUGCUAGCCUGAACCGGGCGCUACGCACCUUCCUCUCCGCUGAGUUGAAUCUGGAGCAGUCAAAGCACGAGGGUCUGGAUGCCAUCGAGAACGCCGUAGAGAACCUGGAUGCCACCAGUGACAAGCAGCGCCUCAUGGAGAUGUACAACAAUGUCUUCUGCCCACCAAUGAAGUUUGAGUUCCAGCCCCACAUGGGAGACAUGGCUUCCCAGCUCUGUGCCCAGCAGCCUGUCCAGAGUGAGCUGGUGCAGAGAUGCCAGCAGCUGCAGUCUCGCCUGUCCACUCUGAAGAUUGAGAACGAGGAGGUAAAGAAGACGAUGGAAGCCACUCUGCAGACCAUCCAGGACAUUGUGACUGUUGAGGAUUUUGACGUGUCCGACUGCUUCCAGUACAGCAACUCUAUGGAAUCCGUCAAGUCCACGGUCUCAGAAACCUUCAUGAGCAAGCCCAGCAUUGCUAAGAGGAGAGCCAACCAGCAAGAGACCGAGCAGUUCUAUUUCACGAAAAUGAAGGAGUACCUGGAGGGCAGGAACCUCAUCACCAAGCUACAAGCCAAGCACGACCUUCUCCAGAAAACCCUGGGAGAAAGUCAGCGGACAGAUUGCAGUCUGGCCAGGCGUAGCUCAACCGUGAGGAAGCAGGAUUCCAGCCAGGCAAUUCCUCUGGUGGUAGAAAGCUGUAUCCGGUUUAUCAGCAGACACGGACUACAGCAUGAAGGAAUUUUCCGGGUGUCGGGAUCCCAGGUGGAAGUGAAUGACAUCAAAAACGCAUUUGAGAGAGGAGAGGACCCCCUGGCUGGGGACCAGAAUGACCAUGACAUGGACUCCAUUGCUGGCGUCCUGAAGCUUUACUUCCGGGGGCUGGAACAUCCUCUCUUCCCCAAGGACAUCUUCCAUGACCUGAUGGCCUGCGUCACAAUGGACAACCUGCAGGAGAGAGCUCUGCACAUCCGGAAAGUUCUCCUGGUCCUGCCCAAAACCACUCUGAUUAUCAUGAGAUACCUCUUUGCCUUCCUCAAUCAUUUAUCACAGUUCAGUGAAGAGAACAUGAUGGACCCCUACAACCUUGCCAUCUGCUUUGGGCCCUCACUGAUGUCAGUGCCUGAGGGCCACGACCAGGUGUCCUGCCAAGCCCACGUGAACGAGCUGAUCAAAACCACCAUCAUCCAGCAUGAGAACAUCUUCCCAACCCCCAGGGAGCUGGAGGGCCCCGUCUACAGCAGAGGAGGAAGCACGGAGGACUACUGUGACAGCCCUCAUGGAGAGACUACCUCGGCUGAGGACUCAACCCAGGACGUGACCACAGAGCACCACACGAGCGAUGAUGAGUGUGAGCCCAUCGAGGCCAUUGCCAAGUUUGACUACGUGGGCCGGACAGCCCGAGAGCUGUCCUUCAAGAAGGGGGCAUCCCUGCUGCUUUACCAGCGGGCUUCCGAUGACUGGUGGGAAGGCCGGCACAAUGGCAUCGACGGACUCAUCCCCCAUCAGUACAUCGUGGUCCAAGACACCGAGGACGGUGUCGUGGAGAGGUCCAGCCCCAAGUCUGAGAUUGAGGUCAUUUCUGAGCCACCUGAAGAAAAGGUGACAGCCAGAGCGGGGGCCAGCUGUCCCAGUGGGGGUCAUGUAGCCGAUAUUUAUCUUGCAAACAUCAACAAGCAAAGGAAGCGACCAGAAUCUGGGAGCAUCCGGAAGACAUUUCGGAGCGACAACCAUGGGCUGAGCAGUUCCCUGACUGACUCGGUCUCCCCAGGGGUGGGGGCUAGCUGCCGCCCAUCUUCCCAGCCCAUCAUGAGCCAGAGUCUCCCCAAGGAAGGGCCAGAUAAGUGUUCCAUCAGUGGGCAUGGGAGCCUCAACUCCAUCAGCCGCCACUCAUCCCUGAAGAAUCGGCUGGACAGCCCACAGAUCCGGAAGACGGUGACAGCAGGAAGGUCAAAGAGCUUCAAUAACCAUCGGCCUGUGGACCCUGAGGUCAUUGCACAGGAUAUUGAGGCAACUAUGAACUCUGCCCUGAACGAGCUGCGUGAGCUAGAGCGGCAGAGCAGCGUCAAGCACACCCCUGAUGUGGUUCUGGACACCUUGGAGCCCCUCAAAACUUCCCCAGUGGUGGCCCCCACAUCGGAGCCCUCCAGCCCCCUGCACACCCAGCUCCUCAAGGACCCCGAGCCCGCCUUCCAACGCAGUGCCAGUACUGCUGGGGACAUCGCCUGCGCCUUCCGGCCCGUCAAGUCUGUGAAGAUGGCUGCCCCCGUCAAGCCGCCGGCCACACGACCCAAGCCCACUGUCUUCCCCAAAACAAAUGCCACUAGCCCUGGUGUCAACUCAUCAUCUUCCCCACAGUCCACUGACAAGUCUUGUACUGUCUGAGGGAUAUAAUUUAAUUGUUCUAGACAAGGGGACUGGAGGGACUGACUGUUAUUAAAAAUCUUCCUAUUUAACUAGCUUGGGGACUUCAGUUGAAAAUUAGAUUCUAAGUUGUUCUUGCCGGAAUUAGCCUUCCCAUCACCCAAAACCUUGAGAAUGAAGCCCUCAUUAUCGCCCUGCCUUGCCCUUCCCGCUGCCCUCCGCUUCUCCCUGUCGUCGUAAUCCAGCCCGCUGCAGUACAUACUGUUCUUAGGUUAGCCAGAGAUAGAUUUUUCCAUUAUCAAGUCACUGUGAAAUCUGGCAUGGCGAGUCAGGAAGACACAGGCUCACGUCUCCGUCCCCUCAGACACAGGGGAUGCCUGACCAGAUGGUUGGCUACUGACAGCCAGCUCUCAGUGGCAUCUUGUUUUGGGUACUGACUAUAGAGAACCAUAUAUAGUCCAUUCUUCGUUUUACACACACACACACACACGCACGCACGCACACAGGUUUUUUCUAGUCUCUGGCAUGUGUAGCCUCUCCUGGUCCCAGACCAGUCUCUUUGUAAGUCAUUGUGGCAGUUCACACAAGAGCCACCAGGGGCCUCUGUUUCCAUUACAAAUCUUGUUCUGUCUGGGCCAGAGAACCUAGCCUUUGAAAUCUCUCCAUCAUAAAAAAUUGAGCAGGAUGGAACUCAAUCCUGUAAUCUGUUUGGGGUUGGGGGCUUUCUCUCUGUCUUCUCUCUAUUGGUGUGAAUUGGUCAUUGGUGUUUGCUUUUGCUCUCCUCCAUCCUCUAGGAAUACAACCCAGUCUUUUUAUAGAACUUCGAAAGUUUUUCUAAAUGUAUAGACAUUUCUCGGGUUCCUGUCUUUGUCUCUGAUGGACCAUUUUCCAUUUAAGACAUUUUCCUGUAUAAGACAGUUUUAUAGCUGGUUCCAUUUAGGAUAAAGAGUCUUAAGAGAGUUUUAUUGUGUUUGUGGCAGGUUUGGAAAAGGUGAGAAAUGGGUCCUUCUUCCUCCCACUUUUUUGGGGCACUUACGACAAUAUUCAUUAUUCUGUUCAAAAAUUAAAUUCAGCUUUGCUAACCCCCAAAGUAUUCCUGAAUGAAAAUGUAACCUAUGUUCACCCCUCUAGUUUGGGUUAUUCUCUAUAAGAUCUCUCCUCAGGGACCAACAGGGGCUUGGAGAGCCCUGGUUAGAUUAAAGGGAGACAUUACUCCUUAAAACCUGUUUUCUUUUAUCCAAAUAAGGACAACUAAGAGAGCUUCGGCCCCACAGGCUCUAUAAAGUCUUCCCGAGGCUGGAAUCUAACAAAAAAUUGGAUGAUGAAUAUUUUGGCCUUUUUUUCUGGUUCUUCUCCCCAAAAAGCAGAAAUGAUGCCCUUGCCUACUUUAAUCCGGUCUCUAAACCUGGUGCC